Molecule: messenger RNA, 1662 nt
Organism: Mangifera indica (mango)
Lineage: Eukaryota; Viridiplantae; Streptophyta; Magnoliopsida; Sapindales; Anacardiaceae
Product: disease resistance protein RPV1-like
Exons: 6
Coding region: 1-1662 (553 amino acids)
Biological process (GO): defense response
Molecular function (GO): protein binding; ADP binding
Source: RefSeq, a predicted model, not a curated record
AUGCAGAAUGAAGCAUCACUUGUAAUAAAUAUUGUCGACGGUUUCUUGAAAAGAUUAGACUAUGACUCCUCUGUAUUUUACACUAAGAACCUAGUUGGACUAGAUUCAUCGAUCGAGAAAACUGAAAAUUUAUUAUGUACAGAGGGUGUACGCACGGUAGGCAUUUGGGGCAUUGGAGGCAUAGGUAAAACUACUCUUGCGAAAGCUAUAUUUAACAAAAUCUCUAGACAGUUUGAAGCUUUUUACUUCAUUGAAAAUAUUAGAGAAGAAUCAGAGAAAAGUGGGGGACUAAAUGGCAUGCACCAAAAGCUCAGUCAUGCACUUUUAGGGGAUAUACAUCCCAAUAUUGGAUUCAUCUUCCCAAGAGAAAGGCUUAACCGCAAGAAAGUUCUCAUUGUGUUUGAUGAUGGAAGUACUACAAUUCGAAGUAUACGGUUGGAUAUGACUAAAGUAGGAGAGUUGCAUUUAAAUCCCAAAACAUUCAACAACAUGCGAAACCUAAGAUUCUUGGAAUUUUAUGGGUUCGAGCCUGAAGAGAAGGUGACUAAAUCUGACUCCUCUGUAUUGCGCCUUAACUUAAGAUUCUUGAAAAAUAAUAGCUCCAAUGAUGCAAAGAAGGUGCAUGGUUUUGAGGUCCUUAAAUACGAUUUCGGUGAGCUAAGCAAAGUUGAAAAACUUUGGACUGGUAAUCAGAAACUUGUUAAUUUGAAACAUAUUGACCUCAGUCACGCUAAACAUCUAUGUCGAAUGCCAAAUUUUUCACUUAUCCCAAAUCUGGAGAGCUUGAUUUUGAAAGGUUGUACAAAACUUAAGAGUUUCUCAUCUAUCCAUAAUCUUUAUAAACUUGUUAUCCUGAAUCUACAAGGUUGCAAAGGCUUAAAAAUUUUUUCAAUCAGUGUUCAUUGGAGAUCUCUACGGCACAUUUAUCUCUCCGAUUGCUCAAAUCUCAAAACAGUUUCAUAUCUUCCUUGUACAGUUGAGAUAUUAUAUCUAGAUGGAACUGCUAUAAAAGAAUUGCUAUCAAUAGAGCAUCUACUUAGACUAGAAGUGUUGUAUCUUAGAAAUUGUUCAAGACUUGAGAAGUUACCUGAGAGUAUUCGUGAGUUAAAAUCUCUUAUACGUCUUAAUCUCUCGGGUUGUACCAAACUUGACAGAUUGCCGAAUGACAUAGAAAAUUUAACGGGUUUGUGGAGACUUGACAUGAUGGAAGUUGCUUUAGCAGAAAUACCCAACAAUAUUGGUCAAUUACUCUCAUUGAAACAUUUGUUUCUUGACCAAAACAAUUUUGAGAGGCUACCAGUGAGCAUCAAAAACCUCUCUAAGUUGGAAUGGCUUUCUUUAAACAAUUGUCAAAGACUUAAAUCCUUACCAGAGCUUCCGGUCAACUUCGUAUGUUUAGAAGCAAAUAAUUGCACGUCUCUUGAAUCAAUAUCAAGUCUACCGGCUUCAUUCCUAAGUUUUCGACGUUUUUGGGAGACAAUUGGCUUCAUCAAUUGUUCCAAAAUAAAUUUAGAUCUGGCAGACAAUCUUCAUUUUAUUAAGAGAAAAUUAGAUGUGUGGGGUCGCUCAAAGAUAUCAAAGGAACAACGGUGCCUACUUGGCCAAGUUCUUACAUAUGCUAUGUUGGAAGUGAAAUUCCAAACUGGUUUGACUUUAAAGUAA